This is a messenger RNA of Erinaceus europaeus (western European hedgehog), 2038 nucleotides long. It is a transcript of the gene BARX2, whose product is annotated as BARX homeobox 2. The record is from RefSeq and is a predicted model, not a curated record. The transcript has 4 exons. Gene Ontology annotation, biological process: regulation of transcription by RNA polymerase II. The coding region runs from base 428 to 1270 and encodes 280 amino acids. Gene Ontology annotation, molecular function: RNA polymerase II transcription regulatory region sequence-specific DNA binding; DNA-binding transcription factor activity, RNA polymerase II-specific. NCBI's taxonomy places the organism in Eukaryota, Metazoa, Chordata, Mammalia, Eulipotyphla, Erinaceidae. Gene Ontology annotation, cellular component: nucleus.
GCCCGGGAGGGGGGCGGGGUGCAGAGCCAAGGCGAGUGUCUUAAAAUAGAGAGGCCCUCAGAGCAACGCGAGACGCGGUGCGGCGGGAGGAGGCGAGUGCGGGCAGAGGGGUCCAGGCCGGGCGGCAGGGGGCGGGGGGCGCGGACGCCCCUCGCCGAUCACCCCUGGGAGGCGCUGCACUGCGGGGGUCUAGCAGGAAGCGCGCGCUGACUGACAGCUGUUCCGUCCCCCCAAAGGCACAGCCAAGAUGCUGCUCUGCUCGCGGGUGUAGACACUCUGCCCACGCACCGGGCGCCAGAUUCCCUACCCCUUCCCCCGCGCACGCCCCCGGAGCCUUCCCCCUCCCGGCAGCCAAGAAGCGAGGCCGAGGGUCCCUCCGUGCCCCAUUCCCCGCGGCCCCGCCGGCGGGCGCUCAGCCCGGCUCGCCAUGCACUGCCACGCGGAGCUGAGGCUGAGCUCGCCCGGCCAGCUCAAAGCAGCCAGGCGGCGCUACAAGACUUUCAUGAUCGACGAGAUCCUCUCCAAGGAGACCUGCGAUUACUUUGAGAAACUUUCCCUCUACUCCGUGUGCCCAUCGCUGGUUGUGCGCCCCAAGCCCCUGCAUUCCUGUACCGGCCCUGCUUCCCUCCGGGCAUAUCCCCUUCUCUCAGUCAUCACCCGACAGCCCACGGUCAUCUCUCACCUGGUCCCUGCCACCCCUGGCAUUGCCCCAGCACUGUCCCGCCACCCAGCCCCUGAGGUUACCUGUGCGGAAGCCCAGGGCACUGAAGCUCUGGGCAGCAGCGAGUCAGAGACAGAACAGCCAACGCCCCGGCAGAAGAAGCCCCGCCGGAGCCGCACCAUCUUCACCGAACUACAGCUCAUGGGCCUGGAGAAGAAGUUUCAGAAGCAGAAGUACUUGUCCACCCCAGACAGGUUGGACUUGGCCCAGUCUCUGGGACUCACUCAGUUGCAGGUGAAGACUUGGUAUCAGAACCGCAGGAUGAAAUGGAAGAAAAUGGUUCUCAAAGGUGGCCAGGAAGCACCCACAAAACCCAAAGGGCGUCCCAAGAAGAACUCCAUCCCCACAUCAGAAGAGAUUGAAGCCGAGGAGAAGAUGAACAGCCAGGCCCAGAGCCAGGAACGCCUUGAGCCCUUCUCAGGACAUGAGGAGCUGUGUGACUCUCAGGAGCCCCUAACCUGCCCAGGCCUCUUAGAGGUGGCAGAGCCCUCAGGCCAGCUCCAGGAGUUGCCAAAAGUCUCGUCUUCUGAGACCCCACCAUCAAGCUAAAAUAAAACACUUUAGGGUGUGUGUGGGAGGGGGACGAGGGGAAGACUGGGAAGAAGGGAAAGUGAGAAGACAGGCAGAACAGGGGGGAGAAAGACUCCCAGAGGCCUGCUAAAAUGGGGGGUAGAGGAGAGCACCCCCCCAGCACCCCAGCCUAUCUCAGUGAUGUCCCCCACACACACUCCCCACACACACUGGAAGCAUUGCCUUAGGCCCUUCUCUGCUCAAGCCAUGGGUGGCCCUUCAUUAAGGAGACAGUGCCUUGGGUCUGCCUGCCCCAGCUGGGGGUGGGGAGAGUGCUGUGGUGCUGGUACAAAGGGCCUGCCCCCCCAGCCACACAGUAGAAACUAAUCCCCCCUUCUCUCUGUCAGCCCCUCCCCAGGAGCCAGUCAUCUAAGCGGAGAUAUGGGGAGCAGGCCAGUGUGCCAAGGCUCCUUGCCAACUCAGCACUUAUUUCUGUAGUUUUUAAAGAGAAUUUAAUGUUUGGGGUGGUUGCUUUUGUGGGAGGGAGGGGGUGCAAGGUGUGGUUGGUGGGGGCAGGCAGGACAGAGUCGGUGGGGGAAGGGAGUUAGUAGACUUGUUUCUGAAUAAAGUUUGUUUGUGUGAUGACAUGUGUGCCUUUGUACCCAUUACAAGAUGGUCAGGUAGGUGAUCCAGGAACUGAUAACCCUGGUUUUUCUUGCUUCUUUAAGUUGCCACGCCUGAUGCUACAAUGCAGAUAUGUUAAGAUAGCUUUUAUUUUUUAAUUAAAAAUAAAUCUUUCAAAAAGAA